This is a messenger RNA of Paramecium octaurelia, 303 nucleotides long. Lineage: Eukaryota; Ciliophora; Oligohymenophorea; Peniculida; Parameciidae. The record is from the annotation of a GenBank genome assembly.
AUGAAUUAGGUUAGAAAUGGGAACGCUUACAUCAAGAAUACAUUAAGCCAUUCUAAUAGAGUGAUAUAAGCACUAUUCAUCCCAUCCUCUACCAUCAAGACUCUAUAUCUAGAUGAGCAUGGAAUCAUCUACAAGAAUGCUUUCGCAGUAAUGACUGACAUGGAUGAAUUCAUUAUCACUAAUUCAAAGGACAAAAUCUGCAAGAAUAGAAACAUCUCUAGCUUCAAACUCAGCCCCAAUAACUAAUCCUCUUGGUGGAAGGAUGCCAAAAUUAUAUUCAAAAAAAGAAGAAGAAGUUUUUGA